AUGUCUACACUCUUCGGUUCGUCGCCCGCUGCGGCUGCCACCACCAGCACAACCGGAGAUCUGUCCAAGGAUAUUGCUUUGGUGCAACCACCAGAGGACAGCACAUCUCAGCUCGCAUUCUCUCCGCAGGCCGACUUCCUGGCUGUCUCAUCAUGGGACAAAAAAGUGCGGAUAUACCAAGUGAAUGAGCAAGGGCAGAGCGAGGGCAAGGCCGCUAUAGAUUUCGACGCCCCAGUGCUGGGUUGCGCAUGGUCCGAGGAUGGACAAAAAGUCGCAGGCUGCGGUGCCGACAAGACUUUCCGACUCCUUGAUCUGGGAUCAGGCAAUAUGACGCCACAGACUCUAGUCGCGCACGAACAACCCGUUCGAGCGUGUCGCUUCGCCACCAUCAAUAACUCAUCUAUCCUCAUUACCGGCUCGUGGGACCGGACCGUGAAAUAUUGGGACCUGCGUACCCCUAACCCCGUUGCAACAUUACAAUGCCAGGAGCGAGUCUACACCAUGGAUGUGAAGAACAAACUUUUGGUCAUUGGCACUGCCGACCGAUACAUCAAUAUUGUCGACCUCAACUCCCCCGAGAAGUUUUACAAAUCGGUACAGUCCCCGCUGAAAUUCCAGACCAGAGUGGUUAGUUGCUUCACUGAUGCUACUGGCUUCGCGGUGGGCAGCAUCGAGGGCAGAUGUGCAAUUCAAUAUGUGGAAGAAAAAGCUGCCGACAACAACUUCAGCUUCAAAUGUCAUCGUGACACACCGGCCACCACAGGCCCCAAUCGCGACGUCGCCAAUGUCUAUGCUGUCAAUGCUAUUUCAUUCCACCCGAUCCAUGGCACGUUUUCGACAGCCGGCAGUGAUGGGACUUUCCACUUCUGGGAUGGCAACGCAAAGCAUCGACUCAAGGGCUACCCGGCAGUGGGAGCGCCGAUCACGGCAACGGCGUUCAAUAGACAAGGAACAGUGUUUGCAUAUGCCGUGUGCUACGACUGGAGUCAAGGUUACCAAAAGAAUACACCUCAGACACCAAAUAAGAUCAUGUUGCAUGGCGUGCAGCCGGAAGAAGUUAAACCAAGACCAGGAGGAAAGAAGAGAUAG
Molecule: messenger RNA, 1089 nt
Organism: Fonsecaea nubica
Lineage: Eukaryota; Fungi; Ascomycota; Eurotiomycetes; Chaetothyriales; Herpotrichiellaceae
Exons: 2
Coding region: 1-1089 (362 amino acids)
Biological process (GO): transcription-dependent tethering of RNA polymerase II gene DNA at nuclear periphery; RNA export from nucleus
Cellular component (GO): nuclear pore
Molecular function (GO): ubiquitin binding; RNA binding
Source: RefSeq, a predicted model, not a curated record